This is a messenger RNA of Juglans regia (Persian walnut), 638 nucleotides long. Its product is annotated as ethylene-responsive transcription factor ERF020-like. NCBI's taxonomy places the organism in Eukaryota, Viridiplantae, Streptophyta, Magnoliopsida, Fagales, Juglandaceae. The transcript has a single exon. The record is from RefSeq and is a predicted model, not a curated record. Bases 12 to 524 code for a protein of 170 amino acids. Gene Ontology annotation, biological process: regulation of DNA-templated transcription. Gene Ontology annotation, molecular function: DNA binding; DNA-binding transcription factor activity.
AAUUUGCCAGCAUGAGUUGUUCCGAAGAGAGGGGUGCUAAUACUGGUGCGAGCACAUCUCAGCAGAAGAAAUACAAGGGAGUGCGCCAAAGGAAAUGGGGCAAGUGGGUCUCCGAAAUCAGAGUCCCCGGCUCCCAAGAACGCCUCUGGCUCGGCUCCUUUGCCACACCCGAGGCUGCUGCGGUGGCUCGCGAUGUUGCUUAUUAUUGCCUGCGCGGAUCAUCGACGUUGGACAACCUCAACUUCCCUCUUAUGUUGCCUUCUGGUGUCCGGCCCGGCUUGUCGCCGAGAUCGGUCCAGAAGGCGGCCUCCGACGCUGGUCUGGCUAUCGAUGCACAGUUGAUCGCAAACAAGUUGCCCGAAAAUGAAGGACUGAAGGAUGAUAAAAGUGGUCAUGUAGGCGCUCAUGGCUUGGAGACGGGAUGUUGGGAGCUCGCGGGAGACAAUUGUGGGACAUGGGAAGGCAGCGAGUUGAAAGAAGGAGAUGAUCAGGCUUUCAGCAUAUGCAUCGAAGAUUAUAUUUAAGCAGUAGUACUACUGAUUUUUUAUAAGUGCAUGGCUUUUAAAAUUUAAAUUCCGUGUAUAUAAAUAUGAUCUGUUAACAGGCUCGAAUGCUAAUAUACUCUCAUAUCAAGUACU